ACUAAAACUACAACUACAACUACAACCACGACUACAACUACGAAUACGACUAAAAGUACAACCACGACUACGACUACAACGACAACCACGACUACAACGAUAACCACGACUAAAACUACCACUACAACUACCACCACCACAACAACAACUACGACUACCACCACAAGUACAACUACGACUACGACUACGACUAAAACUACAACCACGACUACAACUACAACUACCACAACAACAACCACUACAACUAAAACUACAACUACAACUACAACUACAACUACAACUACAACUACAACGACAACUACAACUACAACUACUACUACUACUACAACAACAACUACUACUACUACAACAACUACUACAAGUACAACUACUACUACGACUACAACUAUAACCACGACUACGACUAGAACGACAACCACAACCACGACUAAAACUACAACUACGACUACAACCGCGACUGCAACUAAGACUACAACUAAAACUGCAACUACCAGUAGAACUACCAGUACGACUACAACGAGAACUACGACGAAAACUACGACGAAAACUACAACUACAAUGAACGCUACAGCGAAACCUACGACAAAAGCUACCACAAAAGCAACAACGAAAGCUACAACUACAACAAAGAAGCAAAGUAAGACUUUCAUUAUCGAUUUUUGA
Molecule: messenger RNA, 663 nt
Organism: Rotaria socialis
Lineage: Eukaryota; Metazoa; Rotifera; Eurotatoria; Philodinida; Philodinidae
Source: the annotation of a GenBank genome assembly